Gadus chalcogrammus (walleye pollock) is the source of this 4109-nucleotide messenger RNA. RefSeq names its product BEN domain containing 3 (gene bend3). Gene Ontology annotation, molecular function: DNA binding. Bases 172 to 2658 code for a protein of 828 amino acids. Lineage: Eukaryota; Metazoa; Chordata; Actinopteri; Gadiformes; Gadidae. Gene Ontology annotation, biological process: rDNA heterochromatin formation. The transcript is spliced from 4 exons. The record is from RefSeq and is a predicted model, not a curated record. Gene Ontology annotation, cellular component: heterochromatin.
CGGCACCGUCACGUCACGCGAGAAGGCAGCGAGACAAGCAAAGCGAAAACAGCAACAACACACGAACCACAUUUGUUAUAUCAUGUGCCUAAAAACAUAGGAUGGGCCUGUGUAUAUGUACCUAACAAUCGCAAGACCCAGCUAAAGGAUUGCAUGGAAUCGUAAAAGGAUAUGAGUUCCUCCAAGAAUGGGGACAUUUCACAUGGAGGUAUGCUUGGGGAAGAACAACAGCUUCUCCAGGACCUUAAGGAAGAGACGGAUGACGUUGCAAUUUAUGAGCCAGUCGAAGGACUUGGAGGGGUUUUCCCGGGGGCCACUGAGACUGGGAAACGGACAUUUGCGGAGAUGGGCUCUGAUGUAAACGAAAAGUCCACGAGCCGCAAGAUAUUCAGAGUCUCUGAGGAGAUCAAGAAGCAGUUGACAGAGGAGAGCCUCCAGCGAGCCCUCCCAUGCCUGACCUCUGGGGACAAGAUGGACUGUGGCCGGGACAACCCCAGAAGCAGAACCUCGUACAGGAGGCCCCUGUUCGGUAUCUCCCACAGGAUCAACGAGAAGCGCAUCGCGCCGAGCUCGGAGACGUCGGCCGUUCAGGGCGGAGGACAGCAGCACGACUGCGAGAGCCCCUUCACCUCGGAGUUCCACAGUCCAGAGGAAAACUGCAAGUUCGAAGCCUUCCCCGGUGCCGCGAGGGUGCCCGGCGAAGGCUUGCCGACAGACGCCGGCCUCUAUCCGCUGAUCGAGAAGAUGUUUUUCAUCCUCAACACGCUGAAUUCGAGCAUGACCCAGCUGCACAGCAAGGUGGACCUGCUGUCCCUGGAGGUCAUACGAAUUAAGAAGCAGAUCAAGCCGGGCGAGAUGGUGACCGAGUUCCAGCCUCCCCCACAAUAUCUGCUGACCAGCGAGGAGCUUCAUCAGCUGAUGGAGCAGACCUCGGGCGCCGGGGAGCUGGGCUGUCGGCUGCUGGUGCAUCUGUUCCCGGAGCUCUUUAAGGCCAGCGAGUGCACCAACGGCUGCAUCGCAAGCAAGAGAACAUUGGACUCGCUGCAUCUGCAGCUCAUACGCAAUUACGUAGAGGUGUGCUUCCCGUUAGUCAAGAACAACAACGUUUGGCAGGAGGAAUGCCUGAUGCAGAUCAAUGACUUGUUUAAUCAUUUUUGUGCACAGAAAGAUAUGGAGAGUGCCCGCAUGCAAAGAAAGCAGACAAUCAUAGAUACGGGAAUCAAGGCAGAGCAUGCCGAGACCUGCCACUUUAUUAAUGAGGUGGGGGAGGAGGAGCACCUCUCGAUGGAGGAUCAGAAUAACCUGGCUAACUCGGACUUGGCCUCUGACAUACAACUCACGGAUGACUUGGAUGAGUUCUCCUCCCCUGAGGACUUUGUUAUCUUCCUCGUUCAUCGCCUUUUCCCUGAGAUUUUCGAGGAAGGUAAAUUCCCAGAGGGCGCCAGUGGUUUUCACGGUGUCGGACAGCUUCUGCUGGAGUCUGACAGGUUGGAAAUUAUAAGGAAGUACAUGGAAUCAAAUUUCCCUGACGUGCCUGAGGACACCUGGCUCCAGGUGUGCGUUCAGCAUAUGGAGGAUGCAAUAGAGAGUGUCCACAGCAAUAUUAACGAGGGGGAACACGACAACAUCAGUAAUAACAGCUACGACUUGGCCGGUAUUCCGGAGGAUGUCUCCUUGAUAAGGAUCCCAAAUAUGUUUGAUCAUGAAAGGCCGAACCGUAGGUCCAAAAAGUCUCUGCUUGUCCCUGUGGAUUUUGACGACAUGGAAAUCCCUCUGCCAGACUUCAGCGUUCCCAAAGAAUAUCUCCUUUCCAAGGAAACACUUAAGAGCAAUUACGACUGUAGCCUGUCCAUCGGGAACUUUGCGUCUCGGGUUCUGGUGCUGAUGUUCCCCGAGCUCUUUACCCAGGAGAACGCACGGAAGCAUUACAACUGCAGUGGCUCCCUGGGCAAGAAGCAGCUGGACCCCGUUCGCGUCAACCUGAUCCGGCACUACGUCCAACUGCUGUACCCUCAGGCCAGGAACGACCGGGUGUGGAUGUUUGAGUUUGUGGGCAAGUUGGACGAGCGGUGCAGGAGACGCGACACGGAGCAGCGACGGUCCUACCAGCAACAGCGGAAGGUCUACGUUCACGAGCGGGAGCCCGAGGCCAGCGACGCGGACUGUCAGCUGAACCAGUUCAACGGCGACGCUCUUAGGGAGGACACAGACUGCACACAGACCCCCGCCGCGCCGCCCGAGAAGAGCAGCAAAGACUUUUGUAAGAUACCGCUGGACGAACUCUCGGUAACCGUACCCGACUUCCCCGUGCCUUCGGCCUACCUGCUCUCGGACACUGAGGUGCGUGAAGUCGUGCAGCAGAGUCUCUCCGUGGGGAACUUUGCCGCCCGCCUCUUAGUGCGUCUCUUCCCCGAACUCUUCACGCAGGAGAACCUGCGGCUUCAGUAUAACCACUCGGGGGCGUGCAACAAGAAGCAGCUGGACCCCGUGCGCCUCCGGCUGAUCCGCCACUACGUGGAGGCGGUGUACCCUGUGGAAAAGAUGGAGGAGGUGUGGCACUAUGAAUGCGUGCCCAGCAUCGAUGAACGAUGCCGGCGCCCCAAUCGGAAGAAGUGUGACAUUCUGAAGAAGGCCAAAAGAUCGAGCACUGUGUUUUAGCCACAAUAGUUUGCUGGUAUGGCAACAGCUGUCUUUGUCAUGAAAAUUAUUGCACACAAUAUAAGCUCAAUCUAUUGCAUUGUCAAACUUUUACAGCAGUCCGAUGUAGGUUUUCAAUCAGCACUAACAUUGGUCUCGUUUUAUUUUUGACCAUAACCGUAGAAAUUAUUGUUCAAGUACUCGAAUGCCGAGUGAUAACAAAUGUAUAUUUAUGAGCCAAACUGCCAUAGCUUAUGUACACAUUAACUGAUGCAGCUUAAAAAUAAUGUUAGCUAAUGGAAUAGUUAAGUUGAUAUAUGAAUAGAAAUGAAUCACGUGAUUUGUUUCUAUUUCAGUCUAUUGAACCACUGUUUAAGUAAGAAUUUGCUUAUGUUAAACCUUCUUAUAGAAGUUUAUAUAUAAAAACAAUUAACAAUGACAAUGGGUCAUGUUAACCUUUUUUCUAAAAAAAUCACAUUCAUAAAAUCUAGUUUAAGAAUUAAGGGAUGAACGACUCAACUUUUUUUGUCACAUCCAUCCAUCAUGGAUGUCAGUCAUCAGUCAUCAAGGAUCAGAAUUAAAAGUAAAUUUGAUUGAAAUUCCUAAUUGAUUGAUUAAAACCAAAUUUACAUUUCAAAUAUAUUCCAUCAAGCAAAUAAAUUCUAGAUUCUUAAAAUUACUUUUUGAUUUAUUCAAAAGAAAUAAAGGAAAUUACAAAAAUACUAAACAUAAAUUGAAUGUCAAAUCAUGUUUUAAAUAUGUGUCACCAACCCAAAAAAAAACAAGUCCAGAGUUUCAACAUGCACUUUAUAACUGCUUUCACUUUUGCUUGGAUUGAAUGCUUUGAGGCCAUUUAUCAGUAAAGUAAUUCUUGGGAAAAUCAUGGCUUGAAGGCUUCAUCCUUGGAAAGCUCUAAACUCUUCCAGCGUCUCAGGGCCACUUUGUACUUCUCUCCAUCGUUGGAUUCACCCAAUUCCUUCUUAAGGAUUACUCUCAUCAGAGUAACAGUGUUUCCUUCACCGCUUUCAGACACUACCAUGUCCAGAGUGUCUCCAACUUUCACCUAUACAAGGAACCAAAAAAAAAAAACCUAAUGUACCAUGAAAUGUGUGCAUCAAUGUGGUAUUCAUUUGCGUUCAUGUUAUUAUCAGAAAACUCACCGAUUUACUUUUCUUGAUGAGCUUCUGCCCAUUCAGUCGAAGCUUGUUGUUGUAGAAAGCAUCUUCAAUUUUACUAAUCCGGAGACAGAGCAAAACAAAGAAGGUCAGGGAGAGUUGAGACUAAUCAAAAUGCAUUACCUUCACAGCUAGUCUAUACUCACUCACUUGCGAGCCAUAUCCAAUCCAGACUUCAGGAUAACAUCGUAGCGAUAAGACUGUACAAACUUUUCUAAAUCCUUAUAGUCCUUAGGCAGGUUUGGGUCUUCUUCAAUCUCAUCCUCAGAGUCAGUGUCCUCCGUGUCCCGCUCCUCC